AUGCAGGAUAUAGGGUUAAUCAACAGAGAGACAUCAAAGACAUUUGGUGGAUAUUUCUUUGGUAUGUGUACUCUUAGCAUAAUAUACACAUUAGUGUCUGUUAUUACACUUAGACAAAAUUACUACAGUACAAAUAGCUAUGGUCACCAAGAUGAACUAUUUACAAUUAUAUUCGAAACAAUCUCAAAUAUUAUCUUUAAGUCUUUUGUUGACCUACAAGCCAUAAUAUACUUUAUUGUCACUGGAUCUAUCUCUUUCUUCUAUGUAUACAUUGGUAUGCAAUGUGCCCGUCUAAUUAGAUAUGCCAUUGUAGAAGCAUUUACAAUCCCAAAUAUAAAUAUAAUCCUGUACUUUUUGUAUAUUAUAUCAAAUAUUCUUAGGAUAGCCAUUAAUAUCAAAUGGGCUACAAGUACAAAAUACUAUUUCUAUCAAAGAAUGUGCAGUGUCUCAAAUAAUAAUAUUUCAUCUGGUGUGACGUACUAUUCUGUCUAUUUUAUGCUAGAAGGGUGUGCCCUACUAAUUACAAAUAGAUGUAUAUUCAAUUCAUUCUUGUACAUAUAUACAUAUAAGUAUACGUCUGAUACGGAUAUCAUAAAUAAUUUGUGGGUUGGGAUUACUUCAUGUUUCUGUUGGUAUUUCUUAUGGAUCACAAAGCAAAAUAACCAGAAGAAGUGGUACAUGAGGAUAUUCUUUCUAGUUAAUAUUGCACGGUUUGUCUUUAUAUAUUUGACAUCUGGUGAAAGAAGGUAUAUUCUUAAUACUUAUUACAGGGAUAUGACAGUCUCUGAGAGAAUGUAUUCAAUUGUAAAUUCACGCACUGAGAACAAAGUGAAUAAUAGACGGUUAGGCUUGAAUAUAGUAGAUAAUUUGGAGAACUUUUUUGUUGACCUUAUAUUCAAUAUAUAUUUUGUAUGGUAUAGCAUCCUACUGUACAAGCACCCACAGAGUGACUGUUUGUUCCGGGUGAAGGCCAGGUCAUCCAUCUCUAAUUACAGAGAAUCAGAUGACCAGGAGGUGUAA
Nematocida ausubeli is the source of this 1020-nucleotide messenger RNA. RefSeq lists its product as uncharacterized. The transcript has a single exon. The record is from RefSeq and is a predicted model, not a curated record. NCBI's taxonomy places the organism in Eukaryota, Fungi, Microsporidia. Bases 1 to 1020 code for a protein of 339 amino acids.